This is a messenger RNA of Poecilia reticulata (guppy), 2553 nucleotides long. RefSeq names its product guanine nucleotide-binding protein G(olf) subunit alpha-like. Gene Ontology annotation, molecular function: G protein-coupled receptor binding; GTPase activity; G-protein beta/gamma-subunit complex binding. Gene Ontology annotation, biological process: adenylate cyclase-activating dopamine receptor signaling pathway; sensory perception of chemical stimulus. Gene Ontology annotation, cellular component: heterotrimeric G-protein complex; cytoplasm. The record is from RefSeq and is a predicted model, not a curated record. Lineage: Eukaryota; Metazoa; Chordata; Actinopteri; Cyprinodontiformes; Poeciliidae.
UUCUGAUUAAUUUUCUCUUCUGGUCCAAACUAUUAAAGGCUGAAACUAAAUACUGCGUGAUGUUGAUGUGUCUGUUUCCGUGGUGAUGUUGGUUGCCGUGGUGAUGCGUGGCGUAGUAGCUACAGCCGACCACCAGAGGGAGAGCUGGUCUCUGCAGCAGAGGGGAGCCUCCAUCAGGCCAUAGCAACACCCUGGCAGCAGGGGGCAGCAGCAGCACCGCAGGCUGACCUGGCAGAACCAAACUGGACCCGUUUUCAUCAGAACCCACAGGACACACUGUGGACAGCGGGGAUGUCCAGCUGUUGUUCUCAGCAGCUGCUGUCCUGCAUGUCUCCGCGGCUCAGGAACCUGCGGGUGACCUGUGCAGGACAUGAAGACGCAGCGGGACGCCCCGUCCCCUGGAGCAGGUCCAAAGCUGUUUGUGAUUCUGCUGCUGGUCGUCAGGCAGCUCAGAGCCAAACAGAGAAAUCCCCAAAGAGCAGCAGAAGAAGACGACUAAUGAGGCGCCGUCAGGGCGAGGCGGAGCUGCUCAGGUGUUUCACUCAGCAAACAUCACACUACCUGCAGCAGCUCCUCUCUGAACCGGACCGGACCGCAGAUCGGACCAUGCUGCCACUGCUUCUGUGACCCGUCUCUGUGGACUUGGAUUUACAAGCAGAACCGGACCUGAAGGCUAGACGGGUCGCUGAUUCCCAGCAGCUACAGUUCUGGUUCCAGUGGUUCCAGUAGAGAUGGGGUGUUUAGGCGGGAAGACGGACGAAGAGCGACUCGACGAAAAGGCCAAGAGAGAAGCGAACAAGAAGAUCGAGAAGCAGCUGCAGAAGGAGAGACAGGCGUACAAAGCAACACACCGUCUGCUGCUGCUGGGUGCAGGAGAAUCAGGUAAAAGCACCAUCGUGAAGCAGAUGAGGAUUCUCCAUGUGGACGGUUUCAACGCUGAAGAGAAGCAGCAGAAGAUCCAGGACAUCAGGAAGAACGUGAAGGACGCCAUCGUGACCAUCGUGUCGGCCAUGAGUGCGCUGACUCCGCCCGUCCCUCUGGGUAAACCUGGCAACCAGUUCAGAGUGGACUACAUCAAGAGCAUCGCUCCGCUUUCAGACUUCGAUUACACGGAGGACUUCUUCGAGCACACCCAGAACCUGUGGGAGGACGACGGCAUCAAGGCGUGCUUUGAACGCUCCAAUGAAUACCAGCUGAUCGACUGCGCCAAGUACUUCCUGGACCGGUUGGAAUCUGUCAGGAAGACGGACUACACACCUACUGACCAGGACUUGCUGCGCUGCAGGGUGCUGACAUCUGGGAUUUUUGAGACCAGGUUUCAGGUGGACAAAGUCAACUUCCAUAUGUUUGAUGUAGGAGGUCAGCGGGAUGAGCGCAGGAAGUGGAUCCAGUGCUUCAAUGAUGUGACGGCCAUCAUCUUCGUAGCGGCCAGCAGCAGCUACAACAUGGUCAUCAGGGAGGACAACUCCACCAACCGUCUCAGAGAGUCCCUGGACCUGUUCAGGUCCAUCUGGACCAACAGGUUCCUGAAGACCAUCUCUGUGAUUCUGUUCCUCAACAAGCAGGACGUCCUGGCUGACAAGAUCCUGGCCGGGAAGUCCAGGCUGGAAGAUUAUUUCCCAGAGUAUACCAACUACCAGGUUCCUCCUGACUGUAAGAGUGGACACGUGUGUGCUGAUGGACAUGUGAGCAACAUGGAGCGCUUCCUAACUUCCACGUCUGUUUUCCCAGCUGUUCCGGAUGUCGGCGAAGACCCCAAAGUGACCCGAGCAAAGUUCUUCAUCAGAGACGAGUUCCUGAGGAUCAGCACAGCCAGCGCUGACGGGAAACAUUACUGCUACCCUCACUUCACCUGCGCCAUCGACACGGAGAACAUCCGCCGCGUCUUCAACGACUGUCGUGACAUCAUCCAGCGCAUGCACUUGCGUCAGUACGAGCUGCUGUGAUUGGCUUCUGGUCCCUGCCAUGGCUCCGCCCCUUUCUGUUAAACCAUCAAUGCAGACUUCUUCAUGUUUAGAGUAGAAAGGAGAAAUUCAGAGAAUAUGUAGUGGUUAUGACUCCACAGGUCAGGGUUAUGCAGAGCAUUAUGGGUAGUGUAGUGUUCAGGCUGACAGAGUGCAACCAUUUUAUGUAAAUAUUUUUCCAUGUUAAGACUUUGAGUUCAGUUGUAGCCUGUUGUUGAUUGGCUGUUUUCAGAUGAUGUCACUUUUUAACCAAUCAGGACUUGGGGCUCGUUUAUCCAAACAGGAAGUUGAUCUGCUGAGUUUGUUUAUUAGCAUUAAAGAGGAUUUAUCAGUGCAUUGGUGAUGGUUCUUCCUCAGCAUCUGAGGUCCGGAAAGGCCUGGUUCUACUCGGUCAGUACAAGACCAGACGGUACACAAACUGGAAGUGUGAUAAUAAAUAUAAUUUCUCUGCAGACAACAAGGACCACCAUUAAGAACCAAACCGGACCGUUUUCUAGGUUUAACUUGAACGAAAGCUGCAGAACCUCAGCUCAGCUUUGGACCUGAUGAAAUCAGGCUGCAGUGAGAAGGUUCGCACUCAGAACCAGGA